GGGUCUCGUACAAUCCCUGUACCGAGGUGAUUCGCUCGACGCAGCAGGUUAAUUGGACCUUGCUCAGCCGCACUGCUGAGCCGGCAGAUAUUAAUAAAGAUCGUGUCACCACCAUCUGAAGAAGAAUUCAUCAUGUCUCCGGUCGGUUCUGAGACGAGGACGAGUGUGGGAAGAUGGCAUCCGAGACCUCAGACCGUCACCAUCUCUUGCGCCCGGUAUCAGAGCCGGACACGGGCUCUCUGGAUCUCGGCCACGACUCGCUCCGCUACCACUCCGUCUCGUCCUUCCAGGAAAUCUUCGACGAUGCGUUCCACCCAACGGCGGACAUUGGCCUGGGUAUCAAAGACCCGUCAAUCACGGCAGACGCUCUUCCUCGGAACCAUCAGCAGCGCCGACCGUCAUCUGAGGAAGAAGAAAACUUACCGCUGAAUCAGUCCGUCCACUGCCCGACAAAACACAACAUCCUCCUGCCACGCUUCUCGUGGAUCCAGAUCGUGAUUGUCGCGUUGGCGGCGUACGCCACGGUCUUCUCGGGGAUUUAUCUGGUCAUCGCAUGCCUCAAACCACACUAUGGAAAACUCAUCGGAAAUGACGGCGGUCUCUCGCCGUCGACGGCCACUCUGCUCAGCGCGUUGUUCGCCAAAACAAUUGAAAUGUCCUACGUGACGGUCGCAGUCGCCUUCCUGGGCCAGGUCUUGAGUCGCCGCGCCAUCACGCAAGGUUCCCGGGGGAUCUCCAUCUCCGACAUGAGCAUGCGCGCGUGGAUCAUGCAACCGGGGUCUAUUCUCGUCCACUGGGAGACGCUCCGGUAUUCCGCCCUGACGAUCCUGGGCAUGAUCACCUUGACUGCAGCGCUUGUGUCAAUGCUCUAUACAACUGCCGCAGAAGCAUUAGUCUCCCCCAAGCUCGUCAUGGGCCCAGUCCAUUCACGUCUGCUCAAAGGCCAGGUAUGGACCAAGUUCGCCAACCCAUACUAUCUGUCCGCACAUUGCGAAACGCCCAUCACGACCGAGAUGGACCCCGAGUAUAGCGGCUCGACUUGCCUCGAGAUUGAGCAUGUCGGGCAGGCCUUCCACAACUAUCAGGAAUAUAUCCAGAGCUGGAGCGAACUGGUCAAGUUAGGAAAUGCCACCUCCGUCUCUUUGGAAACCCGCCUGCCGCCCCAUGGCGCCGUCUUCGAUAACACUACCGUGACAGGGAGCUACAUUGAAAUCAAAAACAUGACGGAGGUCUCCCGUAAGUAUGGGCGAAUGGUCAAUAACGUCACAGCAGCGAUGCCCCACGGUGGGCUUUUCGCUGCAGCCGCCGAUCCGAUCAACGAGAUCCGACAGCCGGAAGACCUGGCGGGCGAGGGCAAAUAUGUCCUCGACGCCUCCAUUCCAUCUCCCGCAGUCAAUGUACUGUGUGUUGGGAUGACUGCCGCCGAGCUCUCCCCGCUGAUCUAUACCGAAUGGCCCUACCACCAGACGUUCAACGGCUCAACGUGGUACUCUGACCCACCAGCGGACAUCCCGGUGUACCCGAACUGGCUCAACCGGACCGUGGUGGACGAUCUGUUCGAAUUCGGGCCCAAGUAUGGCCAGCGCCCUCCGAUCUUUCCUAUAUAUCCCCAGCCGUAUAACACCAUCCUCAACAUCACCGGGAUGUAUGAAGCAGAUGCAAUUUACCUGCUCGGGGCUGCUCCCAAGGGCCACACACCCGAUUAUGUCCUCUGUUCAAUGAAGGCGAAACAAUCUGGCCGAUGUUCGACGCACUAUGUGGUGGCUGCGAGCGGCGCAACGGUCAGUCUGAGAUGUGAAGACCCCUCGGACCCCCUCCAGUAUGACCUCCGGGUCGCCAACGUGGUUGAAGACUACUAUGACCCAGACUGGAAGAAUGUCGCAGCCGACUGGGCAAAUGCAGUCGCCCUCGGGACGGGGGUCACGGACGGCGACGGCAGCAACGAGCGCCUUCUGAUGCAGAUGAUCCCAUCCUUCGACAAUCAGACCAACACCUCGUCGCUUAGCCCUAAGCUCCCGUCAAUCAGCGAGGCUCUCGCCGUCAUGGCCGGCUCGACGCUUAUGCUGAGUACCCAGGAUGCGCCCUUUGUUCCCUACUGGAGCUACAACACGACCUCUCUGGACAAGCCUGUGUACCAGGAGUUUAACGCGACCCUUCAGGCGGUUGUCUAUGCGUCGGGCAACACCCAGCAGUGGCAGGGCAUUUUUUAUCUCGUCCUCGUCUUUGCCUUCCUGACCAGCGUCAUCUGCCUGGUCUUCAUGCUCCUGGAGGUCCGCGGCAGGCAAAUCACCGACUUUACAGAGCCCCAGAACCUGUUCGCACUCGCUAUGAACAGCCCUGCCACUGCCCGACUGCAGGGAGCCUGUGGUGGGGGGCCGUACGGUCGUCAACUUAACGAACGGUGGUUUGUCGGCAUGGAGGAAAACACAGAGCACUACUACAUCCGAUCAAAGAUAGAGGGGAACCUCUCUACCCCUUAUCUUCGGAUGCGGCAGCAGACGCUCACAGAGCAGUUCGACAUGGAUAAUCCCUCUAAAUCGGCAAGCCCUGCUGUGGAUGAGUUUCGCAGAGUCUCCGCUACCAGCACGGUUUUUUCCCGCUUCUACUGAACGGAUCUCGACGCAAGACAACCCAAGUCACAGUUUAGUGUAUAUAAUGCCGCCUGGGUUUCCCGGGUCCCCUAACGAGUAUUAAUAUCAUGAUUAGCAAUGAUGGCUCGGAUAAUAAAGAGCCUUUUCUUCAAACUGUGUCAAUACACUUUCCGUACGAGCCUUGCUUCUUUGUAUCCGGCCAGUCGUUUCAUAGUGGGGGGUGUUGGAGAAAGGAAAACAGGGGAAAGAGAGAAAGAGAGAAUAAGAGGCU
Penicilliopsis zonata CBS 506.65 is the source of this 2862-nucleotide messenger RNA. RefSeq lists its product as hypothetical. The transcript is spliced from 2 exons. NCBI's taxonomy places the organism in Eukaryota, Fungi, Ascomycota, Eurotiomycetes, Eurotiales, Aspergillaceae. The record is from RefSeq and is a predicted model, not a curated record. Bases 174 to 2609 code for a protein of 811 amino acids.